ACAAAUUGGCAAAGAAAGAAAGGAGCAUCAAGAACAACUGUAGCAUAGGAUUAAUCAGCAGUUCGCUCAAUUUUUGCUGGUUUUGGCUUGUGAUCAUGAGAGAUAUAAAGGAGGAGGAAAAAGAAAGUGGCCGGAAGACGCUGAAGCUGCCACCUGGGUUUCGGUUCUCGCCGACCGACGAAGAGCUCGUCGUUCACUUCCUGCAUCCCAAGAAGCAGCAGGCCUCUGUGUCACCACAACUCUAUGCUCACUUAGUCCCUGAUCUUAAGUCUCACCACCAUGAUCCUUGGGACCUCCAUGGUAAGGCACUGUGGAAUGGAACCCAAUACUUCUAUUUCAGCAGAAUGAUGAACAAUCGAAUUACGGAAAAUGGGUACUGGAAAGAUUUGGACAUGGAGGACCCAGUGUUUAGCGAAGCCGGAGAGAUUAUAGGAAUCAAGAAAUAUCUAACUUUCCACAUUGGAGAGGCUCCAGCAGGUCAAGAAACAAAUUGGGUGAUGCAGGAGUAUCAUCUCCCGUCCUUCCAUCACUUGACCAAUCCAAGAAAAGAACAUGGUUCGCUUGUUCUGUCUCGAGUUCAGGAAAGCAAGACAAGCCAUGGACAAGGCUUUUGCUCGGGAGGAGAUGAGGAUAGUGACACCGAACUCUCGUACAUGGACGAGAUGUUUUUGUUAUUAGACGACGAUCUUGAUGAUAUAAGUUCGGGAGAUUAAGUAUACGUGUCAGUACCGUGCACUUGAGCGUAUUUAUACGCAUGACAUGUACAUAAAGUGUACGAGGCAUCUAUAGUAAUUGUGCGGACCGUCGUCGAUGUGCCAGCACUGGUUGUACAUUGAUGUGAUGUAUUAUAUGAUCUUCUUAUCUAAAUUUCU
Molecule: messenger RNA, 872 nt
Organism: Rhodamnia argentea
Lineage: Eukaryota; Viridiplantae; Streptophyta; Magnoliopsida; Myrtales; Myrtaceae
Product: NAC domain-containing protein 104-like
Exons: 3
Coding region: 96-713 (205 amino acids)
Biological process (GO): system development; regulation of DNA-templated transcription
Molecular function (GO): DNA binding
Source: RefSeq, a predicted model, not a curated record